AUGAGUGCAAGUUAUACUUGGAUGAAUACAAAUGUACAUCUCCUGCCGAUUCGUAUCGACCAGAAGGUCGACAGGAAGGCGAAAAAAACGGUAUAUCUUCACAAAUACUAUCCACUGAUAGAUAUUUCAGCAUUCGGUGAUAAUUUAUACGCAUUCCCUGUGCCUACAACGGAUGAUCGUGAAAAAUGCUACGUAAACUCGAAACUAAUGAGUCCAGAAUACCAACGCCAAAGACUAGACUGGCAUAACCAGCCUACAGGGCCGCCUUCUAUAAAGCAAUUUAAUUUGAAUAUAAACGUCUACCGAACAAGUCAAUCAGUAAAACCUAAGGAUUUAAGAGUUGGCACAAUUAACCAACUGACAGUACCUCAAGACUGCAGAACCAUUGAAAUUUUACCCACUGAUAAUAAAGCUAAUCAAAAUCUAAUAGAAACAGAAUUCUUUAAUCAGAUUAAUACUGCAUUAGAGGACGUAAUGAAAAGAAAUAUACUAGAAGUUAUUCAUAAUAAAAAGAUGGAGGAUAUCAAAGAUAAUAAUGACAUAAGGCAAAGUAGAUCACUUGAAAAACAAUCCAUUUCAAGUAAUAAAAAGGAUACGAAUUCAAUAAAUUCAUGUCAUUCUAAAGUUAGACGUAAACGUGAGUCGCAAUCACUACAACCAAAUUAUUUGGAUGAAAGUAAUCAUAAAUCAACUAGAAACAGAAGUUAA
Heterobilharzia americana is the source of this 708-nucleotide messenger RNA. Lineage: Eukaryota; Metazoa; Platyhelminthes; Trematoda; Strigeidida; Schistosomatidae. The record is from the annotation of a GenBank genome assembly.